This is a messenger RNA of Nicotiana tabacum (common tobacco), 1291 nucleotides long. Lineage: Eukaryota; Viridiplantae; Streptophyta; Magnoliopsida; Solanales; Solanaceae. The record is from RefSeq and is a predicted model, not a curated record.
AAAACUAUUACAAUAAUUUUUCUGAGAAAUUUCUUUCUCUCGCUCUGAUUAAAGUUUCUCAUAUAAGAAGAUGACGGCACUGUCGGAGCUCAACGAUGACAUUGUUCGUAGCAUGACCGUAGCAUCAGUCUUCUCAGAUUUUGGCGGGCAGAUAAACUCUCUUGAUUUUCAUCGGAAAGAAGAUUUGCUGAUAACUGCAAGUGAGGAUGACUCAAUUCGACUUUUUGACAUUGCCAAUGGGAAGUUGCUGAAGACUGCAUAUCAUAAGAAGCAUGGAGCUGAUCGAAUAUGCUUUACCCACCACCCUCACUCUGUUAUAUGCUCUUCAAUACACAACUUGGAUUUGCAUGGAGAAUCUUUGCGGUACCUAUCCAUGUAUGAUAAUCGAUGCCUUCGUUACUUUAAGGGACAUAAAGAGAGGGUUGUGUCACUGUGUAUGUCUCCAGUUAAUGACAGCUUCAUGUCUGGUUCUCUUGACCAUAGUGUCAGAAUAUGGGAUCUUCGUGUAAAUGCCUGCCAGGGGAUUUUGCGUCUAAGAGGUAGGCCUGCAGUUGCUUAUGACCAACAAGGCCUUGUCUUUGCAGUGGCAAUGGAAGGGGGUGCCGUCAAAUUGUUUGAUUCAAGAUCGUACGACAAGGGACCCUUUGAUACCUUCCUAGUUGGUGGAGACACAGCUGAGGUUUGUGACAUAAAAUUCAGCAAUGAUGGAAAAUCAAUGCUCUUAACAACUACUAGUAACAGCAUCUAUGUCCUUGACGCCUAUGGAGGAGAGAAGCGGUGUGGGUUUAAUCUGGAUCCCUCCCCGACAGCAAUGGAGGCAACCUUUACACCAGAUGGCCAAUAUGUUGUUUCAGGUAUUAGAUUAAAUUCUUUGAGCUUAUUAUUGACUGUAGAAGAAUUCUCCUAUAUCAUUGUUGUUUCUAGCUGGGAUAGCCACAUAGGCGUCCCAUCCUGCUUGAAAUGGGCGCCAAGAAGAGUAAUGUUCGUUGCUGCAUCAUCAGUUCUUACCUUUUGGAUCCCUAAUCAUGGUGCUGGUGAUGCCGCUGGAGCCCAGACAGAAGAAGUUACUCUUCAAUGACGUUUUCUAAUGUUAAAAUCUUUUGUUGUAUACUUUUCAUAUAUCGUUACGUGUGUCUUUGUAUACCUUUGAGCUGCUUAAAUCGAAACUUGGUCAGCUGAUCCCCUCUUGGAGUUUAUUAACAUUCUUGCUUCUUCUGAGCCCUUUCUAUUUCCCAAGGUUUUAUAUUAGGGUCUUCGAGUGACCAUCUCGAAAUUUUAUUGGUCCUUUUAA